UUGGGUGUCAAUGUCACACAGGACAGUGGUGGCAAAGGCUCUCUCGGCCGUUGCAGGAGCACCUCACAAAUCACGAUCAAUCCAAACCCUCCUAAAUUCUCAAUUUUAACUUUUAUAGGGUUUUUGAUGAUCACACAUCCGGCACAUGUCUUCGGGCUCUCUCUCAUUCCCUUUGCGUUCCUCGUCAAUUCUCCCUUCUAUUUCAGCUUGUCGAGCUGAAAAUCCUAAUACCCAGUUUGGUGGCCGAGAAAUUUUAGGAAUGAGAGAAAGAAAGUUAAGAACUUUGAAUAUUUGUUCUGGGUUUUCUUGAAAAUUAAAUUCCAGAGCGAGGCAAGGGUAGGCUUUACUUCACGGAUGAAUAUUUGAUAGCUGAUAUACCACUCUUUUGACUCGGUUGACGUGAGGUGUACUUUACAGCACGAAGCUUAAGAUUCAAAAUUUUUGUUUUCUUUUUAACUUCCCUUGAUUUUCUCGGCAGCCAAACGCAGGGUAUAUUGUUUGGGUUUUCUCAAUUGAAGAAAAAUGGCAUCUGCUCAGGGGCUUGCUUCGUUGACCCACUCGUUAUUUUCAGUUAAACGGCAGCGUUUUAUCGGUCUCCGUGGUUUCUCAGCACAAUCCUGUGCUAGGAUUUUUCCUAGAAUCUGCAAGCACCAAAAACCCAACUUCAUCGUUGCGAAGUCGAGUAAAGUUCGAGACUUUAGGCUGUUCAAAUCUGUUGAAUUGGACCAGUUCCUGACUAGCGACGACGAGGAUGAAAUGGGUGAAGGUUUCUUUGAGGCGAUUGAAGAAUUGGAGCGAAUGACAAGGGAACCCUCCGAUGUUCUUGAGGAAAUGAACGACCGGUUAUCGGCCAGAGAGUUACAGCUUGUGUUAGUCUACUUUUCUCAGGAGGGUAGGGACUCAUGGUGUGCGCUUGAGGUGUUUGAGUGGCUCCGAAAGGAGAACCGGGUCGAUAAGGAGACGAUGGAUCUUAUGGUUUCCAUAAUGUGUAGUUGGGUCAAGAAAUUGAUUCAGGGGGAGCACGACACUGGGGAUGUGGUUGACCUUCUUGUGGACAUGGAUUGUGUGGGUUUGAAGCCGAGUUUUAGCAUGAUGGAGAAGGUGAUUUCUUUGUAUUGGGAGAUGGGUGAGAAGGAAAAGGCGGUUCUGUUUGUAAAAGAGGUGUUGAGACGUGGAAUUGUGUAUUCGGAGGAAGACGAUACAGAUGGGCAUAAAGGAGGGCCAACUGGCUAUCUUGCUUGGAAGAUGAUGGUUGGGGGCAACUAUAGGGAUUCAGUGAAGUUGGUGAUUCAUCUAAGGGAAUCUGGGUUGAAGCCAGAGGUCUACAGCUACCUCAUUGCAAUGACAGCUGUGGUUAAGGAACUAAAUGAACUUGCUAAAGCUUUGCGCAAGUUGAAAGGUUUUACAAGGGCUGGGCUGAUAGCUGAAUUUGAUACAGAAAAUGUUGGGCUUAUCGAGAAGUAUCAGUCAGAUCUUCUAUCUGAUGGAGUACAGUUGUCCAAUUGGGUGAUUCAGGAGGGAAGUUCUUCACUCCAUGGGGUGGUUCAUGAGAGGCUCCUGGCAAUGUAUAUCUGCUCUGGGCGUGGACUUGAGGCUGAAAGGCAGUUGUGGGAAAUGAAACUUGUUGGUAAAGAGGCUGAUGCAGACCUUUAUGACAUUGUUUUAGCCAUCUGUGCUUCCCAAAAGGAGGCCAGUGCUAUAGGACGGUUGCUUACGAGAACAGAGGUUACCAGCUCUCUGCGUAAAAAGAAAAGCCUAUCAUGGUUGCUAAGAGGGUACAUUAAAGGGGGACAUUUUGAUGAUGCUGCAGAAACAGUAAUAAAAAUGCUUGAUUUGGGUUUGUGCCCGGAGUUUUUGGACAGGGCAGCUGUGCUGCAAGGGCUAAGGAAAAGCAUCCAAGAAUCUGGUGGUGUAGAUUCUUACCUCAAACUUUGCAAGCGCCUCUCAGAUGCCAGUUUGAUUGGACCUUGUCUUGUAUAUCUGUUUAUAAGGAAAUAUAAGCUUUGGAUCAUAAAAAUGCUUUAAAGCACUUUGGGGGGAAGUACUGAGAAUUUAGAAGUAUAGUUUUGUUGGUCAACAUUUUAUAGCACAGGAACCUAAAUCCUGCUUGC
Molecule: messenger RNA, 2111 nt
Organism: Prunus avium (sweet cherry)
Lineage: Eukaryota; Viridiplantae; Streptophyta; Magnoliopsida; Rosales; Rosaceae
Product: pentatricopeptide (PPR) repeat-containing protein
Molecular function (GO): protein binding
Source: RefSeq, a predicted model, not a curated record